CAGCCCAUGGAAAAUCUUUGAUCUGAGUCCCUCAGCUGACGUGGAGUCAGAGGAGUGAGGAGGUCAUCUUCAGAGUGUCUUAACUGGCUCUUUUCCCCCCAGGACAGAAAAGUGAUGGUCACUUUUCUCCCAGUAGACAUGCAGCUGGGCUUUGUCUCUCCAGCAGUCCCAUGCCCUCCAGAGGCCCAUGUCACUCUAAACCAGGGAGUGUGGCCUUUAUCUGGGCUCUGUUUCCUCCCUGGGGAGCACCAGGUCUUGGAGCAAUAGAACUCAGGCUCUCCCCAUGGCAGUCUUAUUCCUCCUUCUGUUGUUCCUAUGUGGAACCCCCCAGGCUGCUGCAGGUAAGGAGCAAGAGUUGGGGGAUUCUUCAGCUAUUGGCUAGGUUGGGGAGGGACUGCUGUUCUUUCUCCUAGAGGCCCGGGGAAGGCAUCUGACUCAAGAAGAUAGAUUGACCACAGCUGACCCCCCCCUACCUUGGAUACUGGGGAAGACCCGGAGGCAAUGAGGGUCCAGGUCAUGCACAAUUUCCUUUAGAAAGUAAGACCAGAUGAGUAAAUGCUUCCAGAAAAGGAGAAAUGAGAGGAAGAGAUACGAGCAUUUGCCAACUAUUCCAGCCUUUUCCCUCUUGCUCUCAGAUCUCCUCACUGGCUGGGAGAGAGAGAGGAAAGCCUAUUCAUUAUGCUCUUCUCUCUACUUCUUUUUGUUUUGGUAGCUGUCACUUCAGAAAUAUGCUCAACAGCCAGGCUAGUGCUGGAAGGGGAGGAAGCCAGAGGUUGAAGGUCAAGUGGGGGAUUACUGAUCUGAUGGAGCCUAUUAACUCACAUGACCCUCAUCCCACAGACAACAUCUGGGCCAUCUAUGUGGCCUUGGGAGAGGCAAUGGAGCUGCCAUGUCCGUCACCACCCACUCUACAUGGGGACGAACUCCUGUCUUGGUUCCACAGCCCUGUAGCAGGUUCCUUCACCACCUUGGUGGCCCAAGUCCAUGUGGCCAGCCCAGCUCCAGACCCUGGGAAACCUAGAAGGGAAUCCAGGCUCAAAUUGCUGGGAAACUAUUCUUUGUGGCUGGAGGGGUCCAAGGAGGGAGAUGCCGGGAGGUACUGGUGUGCAGUGCUGGGUCAGCACCACGACUACCAGAACUGGAGGGUAUAUGACGUCUCUGUGCUCAGAGGUGAGUGGGGGCAUGCAGACCAGGGCAGCCACUGGGGCCUGGGAAGUCCAGGCAGAGAACUGAGGGGUCCCUCUCUUCCCACAGGAUCCCAGUUAUCUGCAAGGGCUGCAGACGGAUCCCCCUGCUCUGUCCUCCUGUGCUCUGUGGUCCCCAGCAGACGCCUGGACUCUGUGACCUGGCAGGAGGGGAGGGGUCCUGUGAGGGGCCGUGUUCAGUCCUUCUGGGGUGAUGGGGCUGCCUUGCUCUUGGUGUGUCCUGGGGAGGGGCUUCCUGAGCCCAGGGGCCACAGACCAAGAACCAUCCGCUGCCUCAUGCCUCACAACAAAGGGGUCAGCUUUAGCCUGCCAGCUUCUCCUGCCCUCUGUGCCCCCGCCACGGGCUGGGACGUGCCUUGGAUCCUGCUGCUGCUGCUCACAGUGGGCCAGGGGGUCGCCAUCCUGGCCCUCACCAUCGUGCUCUGGAGUCAGAGGGCCCGGGGGGCUCCAGGCCGAGAUGCCUCAAUUCCUCAGUUCAAGCCCGAAAUCCAGGUCUAUGAGAACAUCCAUUUGGCCCGUCUCAGCCCACCUGCCCACAAGACCAGGUGAUCUCAGUGACAUCUCCUGCCGGGAAGUGUGAUCUGCUGUCUGCCUGGCCAUCUGGCACCCGAAGGAUUCCCUGAAAACCUUGGCAGUGGGGGCACUGAGAGCUUCAUGGUCUGGCCACCACCCCAGGCUGUAUGGGGUGGGGUGGGGGACUGAAGGAAAGGUAGAGCAUUAUUCUGUGAUGUCACCUA
Molecule: messenger RNA, 1942 nt
Organism: Microcebus murinus (gray mouse lemur)
Lineage: Eukaryota; Metazoa; Chordata; Mammalia; Primates; Cheirogaleidae
Source: RefSeq, a predicted model, not a curated record